CGAAAGCGGAGAACUGCAUCGCUUCAGGAAGAGUCUGCGUCGGUGCUUCUGUUUUCUACUGAAUUCUAGAAAGUUUGUCCUGUCCUGUCCUGACCGGGUUUUGCCUUUGUUUUGUUUUCUCUCCACCAUUUUCAUAAUUAUUUACGUCUUGUUUUCAAUCCUUUGAGUCAGUUCGAGUUUUUCACGUCGUUAAACUUCAUCUUUUUUCUGCUAAAAUGACCAAACCGAGUAGUUUUUGUGCUCCGUUGCUGCUGUUAUUGGUCUGGAGGGCGGGUGAGGUAGCUGAAGCCUGCAGCUGUUCUGCUAAACAUCCUCAACAGGCUUACUGCAACUCUGAUGUCGUUCUCAAAGCCAAAGUGGUUGGACGGCAAGAAAUUGUCACCGGCAACGACGUAUAUGGCAAUCCAAUCAAGAGGAUCCAGUAUGACAUUAAACAGAUGAAGAUGUUCAAGGGACCGGAAAGAGAAAUCGACGCCAUCUUCACUGGCCCUUCUUCUGCUGUGUGCGGUGUGAAUCUGGACAUCAAUGACAAAAAGGAAUACCUGAUCACAGGUAAACUGGAGUCUGAUGGCACCAUGCAUGUGACACUGUGUGACUUCAUGCAGCCAUGGGAGUCCCUGACCAUGGCUCAGAAAAAGGGCAUGGACACACGCUACGAGAUGGGUUGUGAGUGCAGGAUUAUCCACUGUGCCUCUGUCCCCUGUACGAUCAGUGAUCCUGCUGAGUGUCUAUGGACCGACUGGCUAAUGGAGAACUCCGUGCAGGGUCCUCAGGCUCGGCACUACACCUGCAUAAAGAGGAACGACAAUUCUUGCGCUUGGUACCGCGGAGCCGCUGCACCAAAGAAGGAUUUCAUGGACAUUGAAGAUCCAUAAACCUGUAGUCUCCUGACUUUACAGCCACCCCCUCCUUUUAGAACAGCUCCCUAACAGUUUUAAGGAAAUAAUCACACUGUUCUUCAAUUGCAUUCUGUGCUUUAUAACAUGAUGAUAACAUGGUGAUGCGACAAUGUAAAGGAAUAUGGCAGAGAUAACAUUCUCUGUUUUUUUUGUAAAAAGCACUUUGAGUCCCCAAUAGCACCUAGAUGCGACCUUGCUGUUUAGGAAAAAAAUGUUUACUGCCUUUUAUUACCACUGUUUUAGGUUUUUGGUUGGAAUUUAGAUGACUAAAAUAUAGGAGAUUAUGUUGACUUGAUUUUUAUUUUUUUUUUUUUUUUGAGAAAAUAUCAAACGAAUAGAAUAGCUCAGAUUUGUUUUAAGAAGCAUAAGUGAUUGAUCUACCCCAUACCUUGAUGUUAUGGUCUCUCUGAAAUGCCAUCAUUUGACAUUUCACAUACAGAUCCAGUAAAUAAAGAAAAGUAACUUAUUAGAAAUAACCAAAGUGAUUCGAUUUCUGUGUACAAUGUGGACUUAUACAGUACAAUAGAUGUAAACUGCUUAUUAUACUAUGCACAAAAGGCAUCUUGUAAUAAUUUAUGUAUGUUGUAAUAUAUACAUGUUUCUAAUUUAUAUCUAAACACUCAAUUUUGGUAAUUGGUUAGAAAAUAGGGCUUUUAUUUGCAUUAGGUGUUUUUAUUUUUUUAUUUUGUGGAACUUUGGUGCAAAGCGAUGGUACCGUUUUGUACGUUCGAGUUUCCAUUAUAGAAAUGAAUCCAGUAUUCCAGUUAUUCAACCAACAAAUGUGUAGGAAAUGUCACAGGCCUAAUUCAGACAUUUUGUAUAUCAUGGUAUCCUUUUUUUAAUUUCCAUAUGUGUGUUUGUCUGUUCGUGUUUUUAUUUUUAUUAUUUUUUAAAUUCAUAAAAUGUCCUUUUUUAAUAUCUUGAGGAGAAAAGAGGUAGUGUGAGCCUUCCGGUGCUGGAACCACUUGGGAAGACUAAUGCCUUGCCUUUGCAUGCCUUUCAUACUCCUGUAUUAUUCAUCUUGGUGUAACAGUUCCAUAUUCAUGAAUAAAAGAAAACAAAAAGCA
This is a messenger RNA of Tachysurus vachellii, 1966 nucleotides long. It is a transcript of the gene timp2b, whose product is annotated as TIMP metallopeptidase inhibitor 2b. Lineage: Eukaryota; Metazoa; Chordata; Actinopteri; Siluriformes; Bagridae. Gene Ontology annotation, molecular function: metalloendopeptidase inhibitor activity; protease binding. The coding region runs from base 216 to 875 and encodes 219 amino acids. The record is from RefSeq and is a predicted model, not a curated record. Gene Ontology annotation, biological process: negative regulation of membrane protein ectodomain proteolysis; negative regulation of endopeptidase activity. Gene Ontology annotation, cellular component: extracellular matrix. The transcript is spliced from 5 exons.